This is a messenger RNA of Trematomus bernacchii (emerald rockcod), 2925 nucleotides long. RefSeq names its product amyloid beta A4 precursor protein-binding family B member 1-interacting protein-like. Gene Ontology annotation, cellular component: plasma membrane; cytosol. The record is from RefSeq and is a predicted model, not a curated record. The transcript has 6 exons. Bases 39 to 518 code for a protein of 159 amino acids. Lineage: Eukaryota; Metazoa; Chordata; Actinopteri; Perciformes; Nototheniidae.
GUGUUUCCUGCAGAGUGACUCUUUCCCUGCAGAGUCCCAUGUGGAAGUCUCAUCGUGCAGAGCUAAGCAGCAUGGCUCCGGUGUGGAAUAACUUGUUGACGUUUUCCCUUCUCUACAAACAACCUGCGCAUCCUGCUAUCCCGUCAACAUUGCAUCCACAAAUCCAGAAGAAGUCCCAGUACAUCAAGUAUCUGUGCUGCGAUGACGUCAGGACCCUGCACCAGUGGGUGAAUGGGAUUCGCAUUGCCAAGUAUGGUAAGCAGCUAUAUGUGAACUACCAGGAAACCAUGAAGAGGACAGAGGCGGCCUACGAUUGGUCCUCUCUCUCGACCGCCAGCAUCCGAUCAGGCUCCAGCUCCGCCAGCAUACCUGUCCUCACCUCCUCACUGGACUCAGAGCUGGAGCUGGAGGAAGAGUCACGGCCACAUUUGAGAGACACCACCUGGGUGGAGUUGGCCCGACACUCGAAGCCGACUGGAGCAGGAGAAGGUCGGCUGCAGCGAAGGAGGAAAGGAUGAGUGCAGAGUUUCUGGAACAAAUCUGAGGACGGCCGGGUUUCUUCACUUCUUCUCUUCUUCCUCCACUCGUGUGGCUCACCUGGUAGGGCAGGUGCACAGUGAGCCAGGAAGGAUCCUAGAUGCCAGGGUUCGUAUCCCCCUUGCGGCUGCAGUGCUGCUUUUCAGGACCAAAAAAAGCAAAAAUUUGGGAAAAAAAGCUAAAAAAAAAAGAUUUUCUGCAAUUUUUUUUAUCCUGAUCUACUCGUUCUGCUCUCCUACGCUACCUCCCUUACCUGCCUCUCCUACCUCCCUUACCUGCCUCUCCUACUAUUAUCCUACGCUACCUGCCUCUCCUACUCCACGUGACACUCCUACGCUUCCUGCCUCACUUACUAUGAACUACCUGCCUCACUUACUAUGAACUACCUGCCUCAUCUACUACGAACUACCUUCCUCAUCUACUGUGCACUAACUGCUGCAGCUACUCUGCCUAACUCAGCUACUCCGAGUAUCGAACCCCGUACAUGCUAAGCGACAGACCCAAACUCGACACCAGCGCCUUAAUGCCGAGAACAGACCCAAUCCGGCCACCAUCACAUGUACAUGAAGACCUGUGCUCCGGGCGCAUUUAUCUUCUUCAUUUUGAGUAAAGCACUUUAAAAAUCACUAUAGCUCACGAGGACUCGAACACACAACCUCAGGUCUUCUGACCUGACACUUAUCCCUCUGAGCUAUCUGUCCUGAGAUGAUUAUGUUUCGAAGAGCUUAUGACCGGUUCAUUUGGGAUUUUGAACCUUAAAGAUUACUGCACCUGAAAAGCCUUGAACCCACAACCUUCUGUCUCACAGUCUGUGUUCUAUCCCUCUGAGCCACUUGACCAGUGACUGCUACAUUUAAUUUGGUAACUUAAUUCUCUGCUUUGGAUGGUUAGACUUAGAAAAUGCAUGGACCUCACAGGUAUCGAACCCAAGACUCCUGCUCACCUGAGCAGCAUUGUAUCCAACUGAGCUAUUUCAUUUGUGAAAGUCUUAGGUUGUUUGGUAGAUUAUGUCACAAUGACAAUGUAAAAAAGGAAAUAGAACAAGUUAUUGUGCAUUGCAUCCAAUAAAACUAUCCUUGUAAGUAUGUCAUACAAUUGUGCCACCAACAUUUUAAAAUGAAAAACUCUUCUCUAGGCUUUUUUCACACCAUUUUGGAUGUUUUACCUGAAAACCAGUGCAAAUAAAUAAGAUUGAACCCACAACCUCCAGUCUUCAAGGCAGUGUUUCUUCCCAGUGAGCCAUUUGACCUGGGCCAAUAAACUUUUGUUUGGUAAUGUAAUUCUGCACUUUGGGUGUUAAACUUCCAAAAAUCUAUGCACCUCAUGGGGAUCGAACCCAACACUUCAGCUCACCUGAGCAGCGUUGUAUCACCCUGAGCUAUUAGAUUGAGACAGUGACCUGUUGUUUGGUAGAUUAUGUCACAAAUAAAAAUGUAAAAAAGGAAAUCAAAUAAGUCAUAGUGCAGUCCAUCUGAAAAAAACUGUCCUUAUAAGUAUGUCACACAAUUGUGCCACCAACAUUUUUAAAUGAAAAACUCUUCUCUAGGCUUUUUUCACACCAUUUUGGAUGUUUUACCUGAAAAACCAGUGCAAAUAAAGAGGGUUGAAUGAAGAACCUCCAGUCUUCAAGGCAGUGUUUUAUCCCAGUCAGCCAUUUGACCUGGCCCAUAUGUGUUGCGUUUGGUAAUAUAAUUCCACACUUUGGGUCUUGGACUCCAGAAAAUCCCUGCACCUCAUGGGGAUCGAACCUUAAACCUCAGUUUACCUGAGCAGCGUAGUAUCACUCUGAGCUAUCAGAUCUGAGACAGCCAAUGGUCAUUGUCCAACUGUCCAAGACUUUGUUUCAAAAAGGAAAUGUAAAAAAAAGCAAUUGCAUAGUUGCUUCUGAAAAACUUGUGGACGUUUUCAGCCUUGGGGAAGUAUAGCAGACUUAGCAGCCUUAAGGGACGUAUAGCAGACUUAACAGACUAUCGAUGUGGCUGCAGUGAGAGCCCACAGCCACUUAGCAGACUUAGCCGACUUAGGGCGGUGGCUGGGGGGUGCCGAGCGGCCCCCCCCCAGCCACGUCAGCCCCCCCGACUUAGCAGACUUAGCAGGCCUACAGACUUAGCAGACUAUCGGCAGUGACUGCAGGGCCCUGCACAGGAGUGCAGUGAGAGCCGGCAGCCACCUAUCGGCCGCUUAUUAGACUUAGCAGACUUGGGGACGUUUAGCAGACUUAGGGACAUUUAGCAGACUUGAGGACGUUUAGCAGACUUGAGGACGUUUAGCAGACUUGAGGACGUUUAGCAGACUUGGGGACAUUUAGCAGACUUGGGGACAAGGCUGCACUGCUAUGUAUGAAUAAAAUGAAUAAAUGUGAAUAAAGCAAAAGUUUCUUAAAAUACA